Carassius carassius (crucian carp) is the source of this 4464-nucleotide messenger RNA. Its product is annotated as NACHT, LRR and PYD domains-containing protein 3-like. Gene Ontology annotation, molecular function: protein binding. The record is from RefSeq and is a predicted model, not a curated record. The transcript has 17 exons. Bases 188 to 4177 code for a protein of 1329 amino acids. NCBI's taxonomy places the organism in Eukaryota, Metazoa, Chordata, Actinopteri, Cypriniformes, Cyprinidae.
GUCCCCACAUUCCCACGGUCCCACAUUCCCCAGCCCUGCAGCGAGGACACUGCGCAGACAGCAAGAGAGAAAGCGGAGCUCGUUGGAUUUAAUCCAUUUUAUGUCCUAGAAAACAUUUGUACAGGUCACACUGAACAGCAGAUUGUUGUCUCAAGCCAGUGCUGAUCAAUGACAGUUUAGCUGCAGUAUGUCAGAGAAGAGAGGAAAGAUGAGUCUCUCAGAGAAACAGAGUGUAAGAUCAGACUCACAUGUGUCUGUGAAGAGUGACCGGUCAAAGGAUGGUGAAAGACCGAACUUCAGUGAGAAAAAAACAUCUAUCAAAAGUGUAAGAUCAGACUCACAUGUGUCCAGCUCUGUGUCUGUGAAGAGUGACUGGUCAAAGGAAGAACCACCAUACUUCAGUGAAGAAACAACAUCACGAACCAAACGGCUUCAGUAUGAAACAUUAGAUCCAGAUUUACAGUCUCACAGGAACCACAAGAAUUAUACAGACAGUCUCCUGCAGAUCUUCCAGGAUCUUGACAGCAAAGUAAUAAAAUUUCUAAAGAAAGAACUGGAAAAGUUUAAGAAAAUAUUACAAAAAGAGGACAUGCAAUACUUUGUGAAGGACUUUAAUGAGAACAGAUGCAGUAUGAAAGAAGCAGCUCUUGAUCUCACGCUCUACUUCCUGAGAGAGAUGAAGCAAGAUGAAGCUGCUGAUACUCUAGAAGAUGAACUGGUCUUCAUUCAUCAGCUAAAGUGUAGCCUAAAGAAGAAGUAUCAAUGUGUGUUUGAAGGAAUUGCAAAGCAAGGAGACUCUACACUUCUGAAGAACAUCUACACAGAUCUCUAUAUCACUCAGGGUUGUAGUGAACAGGUCAAUACUGAACAUGAGGUGAGACAGAUUGAAGUUGCUUCCAGACGUCAUGAAUCACAGGAGAUACAGGUUGAGUGCAAACAUUUGUUUGAAGCACCUGAACAAGACAAGCAGAUCAGAACUGUACUGACAAAAGGAGUUGCUGGCAUCGGAAAAUCAGUCUCUGUGCAGAAGUUUGUUCUGGAUUGGGCCGAAGGAAAAGAAAAUCAAGAUAUCAGCUGCAUAUUUCCUCUUCCAUUUAGAGAGAUGAACUUAAAGGAGCUAGAAAAACUGAGUUUGAUGGACCUUAUAACUCAGUUUUUCCCAGAGACAAAAGGACUGAACCUUACGAGAAGAAAUCAAUUCAAAGUCUUGUUCAUUCUUGAUGGAUUGGAUGAAUGUCGUCUUCCUGUAAACUUUAAGGAUAAUGAGACGUGGUCUGAUGUUUCAUCACCAGUCUCUCUGGAUGUUCUCCUGACGAACCUCAUCAAGGGAAAUCUGCUUCCUUCUGCUCUCAUCUGGAUCACCAGCAGACCAGCAGCUGCCAGUAAGAUUCUUCCUGACUGUAUCGACCGGCUGACAGAGAUACGAGGAUUCAAUGACGCACAAAAGGAGGAGUACUUCAGAAAAAGAUUCACGGAUGAGAAUCAGGCCAAAGAAAUCAUUGAUCAUGUUAAACAAUCAAAGAGUCUCUUUAUCAUGUGCCACAUCCCAGUCUUCUGCUGGAUUUCAGCCACUGUUCUCCAGAACAUUUUAGAGGAGAAAAGAAAUAAUGUUGUGAAAAACAAUCAGGCUGAUGAUGCCUCCAAAACACUGCAGGAGUCAAAUACUGAAGACACUCCUAAGACUCUGACACAAAUGUACACACACUUCCUCAGAUUUCAGAUCCAGCAGAGCAGACGAAAGUAUGAUGGAGAACAUACACCAGAUGUUUCCUGGGAUAAAGAUGCCAUCUUUUCACUGGGGAAACUGGCAUUUGAUCAGCUGGAAAGAAACAAUGUGAUCUUCUAUGACACAGAUCUGGAAGCCUGUGGUAUUGACGUCUAUAAGGCAUCAGUGUACUCAGGCAUGUGUACCCAGAUCUUUAAGGAGGAAACAGGGAUCACUCUUGGUACCAUGUACUGCUUCGUUCACUUGAGCAUUCAAGAGUUUAUUGCAGCCCUUUAUGCACAUCUGUUUCUAGACAUAAAGAAGAUAAGUAUAUUUGUUCAUGAGUCUACAGAACAGGAAAACAAAAGUGAAACCAUGAUUGAUUUGCUCAAGACUGCAGUGGACAAGACACUAGAGAGUGAUAAUGGACACCUGGAUCUUUUUCUUCGCUUCCUCCUUGGUUUGUCUCUCCAGUCCAAUCAGAGACUCUUACAGGGUCUGUUGACACAGAAAAAUAGAAAUGAGCAGAGCAAAAAGGAAAUAGUUCAGUACAUCAAGCAGAAAUUAGAGUCUAAUCUGUCUCCAGAGAGAUCCAUCAAUCUGUUCUACUGUCUGAAUGAACUGAACGACCAAACUCUGGUGAAAGACAUUCAGACCCACCUUAGCAAAGGAAGUCUCUCAUCUGAUGAUCUUUCACCUGCCCAGUGGUCUGCUUUGGUCUUUGUGUUGUUGACAUCAGAGGAGGAGCUGGAGGAGUUUGAGCUUCAGAAAUUCAAGAAAUCAGACGAGUGUCUCAUUAGAUUAUCGGCAGUCAUCAAAACCUCUAAAAGAGCUCUGUUAAAUGAUUGUGGCUUAACAGACAAAAGCUGUCCAGCUCUGGCUACAGUUCUUGGGUCAGAUACCAAUCUGAAAGAGCUGAACAUGAACAAUAAUAAUCUGCAGGAUUUAGGAGUGAAGCUACUUUGCACUGGAUUUAAGGAUAUAAAUUGCAAAUUAGAGAUACUGAGACUUUCAGACUGCAGUAUCAGUGAAGAAGGUUAUAAAGCUCUGUCUUCAGCUCUGAGAUCAAACCCUUCAAACCUGAUAGAGCUGGAUCUCACAGGAAAUGAUCCUGGAGAAUCAGGAGUGAAACAACUCAGUGAUUUAUUACAGGAUCCAAACUGUCAACUCAACACACUGAGGUUUUUGGGUCCUGCUGCAGAUGAAGGCUGUAAGUAUGUGACUGGAAUUGUGGGUAAAAACCCGUUACUCCUGAGAGAGCUGAAUGUGAGUAAUCAUAAACUAGGAGACACAGAAGUGAAUCAGAUCGCUGCUCUUCUGCAGGAUAAACACUGUACACUCAAUACACUGAAUCUGUGUAGAUGCAGUAUUACAGAGAAACACUGUCUCAUCCUGACUUCAGCUCUGAAAUCAAACCCAUCACACCUGAGAGAACUGAACCUGAGCGGGAAUAAACUACUAGGAGACUCUGGAGUGAAACACCUCAGUGAUCUACUGAUGAACACACAAUUCAAGCUGGAGAAACUAGAUCUGUGUGGAUGCAGUAUUACAGAGAAACAGUGUCUCAUUCUGACUUCAGCUCUGAAAUCAAACCCAUCACACCUGAGAGAACUGAACCUGAGCGUGGAUGAACUACUAGGAGACUCUGGAGUGAAACACCUCAGUGAUCUACUGAUGAACACACAAUUUAAGCUGGAGAAACUAGAUCUGUGUGGAUGCAGUAUUACAGAGAAACAGUGUCUCAUCCUGACUUCAGCUCUGAAAUCAAACCCAUCACACCUGAGAGAACUCAACCUGAGCUGGAAUGAACUACUAGGAGACUCUGGAGUGAAACACCUCAGUGAUCUACUGAUGAACACACAAUUCAAGCUGGAGAAACUAGAUCUGUGUGGAUGCAGUAUUACAGAGAAACAGUGUCUCAUCCUGACUUCAGCUCUGAAAUCAAACCCAUCACACCUGAGAGAACUGAACCUGAGCGAAAAUGAACUACUAGGAGACUCUGGAGUGAAAAACCUCAGUGAUCUACUGAUGAACACACAAUUCAAGCUGGAGAAACUAGAUCUGAGUGAUUCCAGUAUUACAGAGAAACAGUGUCUCAUCCUGACUUCAGCUCUGAAAUCAAACCCAUCACACCUGAGAGAACUGAACCUGAGUCUGAAUCAAAUAAGAAACACAGGAGUGAAUCACUUAUGUGACGUACUGAAGGAUUCACGCUGUAAACUGGAGAGAUUGAGUCUUCGUGGCUGUGACAUUACAGAUGUUUCUUCUUUAACUCAGUCUUUGACAAACACAAAAGCUCUGCAGUUUCUAAAAGAGCUUGAUCUGAGAGUUAAUAAGAUUGGAGACUCAAAGCAGAAGCUCAUUGAUGUGCUACGAGACUCAAACUGUGAACUGAGUGUAGAUACAGAGCCAUCACCAGAAGUCCCUGAUAGAGUUAAAUCACCAGAAGCUGAUAAAUGCUGUGUAUCAUAAAGUGAAGUGAUCUUGAGAGGAGCAGUAAACAUCAGCUGAAGAUCCACAGAAGAGCUUCACUACUGUGUCUAUGAGGAGAAAUAAAUGUGUGAUAAAUGUGUAAAUGUGAUCCAUACAGGUGAAGAGACUCAGACUUUACAAUCAAAUAAUGCAGCAUGUGUGUUAGAAACAUGAUAUUGAAUGAUUAAUGUUGCUUUAGUAUUCAAGCAGAUGAUCAUUGUGUUUAAUGUAAAGCUGGAACAGAGGAGGAAGAAGCUCAGAUGAGUCUGUCUGGAUCUUCAGUUUAA